Messenger RNA from Coniophora puteana RWD-64-598 SS2, 869 nucleotides. Its product is annotated as FAD-binding domain-containing protein. Gene Ontology annotation, molecular function: oxidoreductase activity; FAD binding. Bases 1 to 636 code for a protein of 211 amino acids. The record is from RefSeq and is a predicted model, not a curated record. Lineage: Eukaryota; Fungi; Basidiomycota; Agaricomycetes; Boletales; Coniophoraceae. The transcript is spliced from 4 exons.
AUGGAGGCCCCAUUCUGGGAGUCAUACAUCCACGCAAACGGCAUCAUCAUGGAGACCUGCUAUGCGAACACCACCACCGCUGGAGCGUGCGAGCAAGGCAAUGUGCCCAUCGUAGCGGUGGACGCGCGGACAGCGGAGGAUAUCCAGGCUGCGGUUAGGUUUGCGGUGGAGCACAACUUGAGGAUGGUCGUGAAGAACACUGGUCAUGAUUUCAUCGGCCGGAGCGCUGGGCGAGGAGCAUUCAUGAUAUGGACGCACAACAUGAAGAACAUCUCGUAUGAUGCCGUAUUUGUCCCAGAUGGGGCUCCAUCUUCUGAAACUUACGAUGUGUUUACUCUUGGAGCUGGCGUACAAUGGUCAGAAGCAUAUACUGCCGCUGAGGCCAGGGAACACUUGUUGCUUGGUGGGAUAUCUUACGGUGGCUCUGUAGGUGCCGCAGGCGGGUGGUUUCAGGGGGGCGGACACAGUGCACUGUCACCCGUCUAUGGGCUGGGCGUUGACAACGUCGUUCAAAUGACUGUCGUCACCUCGGCCGGCGAUCGCCUUAUGGUCAAUGCAUACCAGCAUGCCGACCUCUUCUGGGCACUUCGCGGUGGAGGAGGCAGCACAUAUGGCAUUGUCACCUCUUCGCUGUGAGCGCUGCAAAUUCGUCUAUCUUGCGAGACGUAUGGCUCGAGACCUAUGCUGGGUUCCCUUCUCUCGCUGACGAUGGCUGGGACGGCUACGGCGGUGUCUCAAACUCGACUCUGUGGUUCAUGUACAUCUCCCCAAAUGUAGCGUGGUCCGAGGCGAACCAGACCUGGGAUCCGUUCUUUGCACGUGCAUCCAACGCGGGUCUCGAGGUUACGACCGCGCAGACGACAUAUCAU